CAAGAAUCUAGGCUGUGUGGAUCCACUCAUGGGGCAAUUCAAGAGCUACAAGAUUCUGACUGUGGGGUUGGUCUUUCUGGUUUUGGAGGGCAAGUAAGAGAUUGCCCCCAAACAACCACAUAAGCAAAAAGGCUCUGCACACAACGUCUCCACAGCUGCACAAAUGGAGCUCCCCUGUCAUUGGCUUUCACUUUUACAUGCUCAAGCGCCUGUAGACACAAGCUCCAGUGCCUGCAGACACUGGCUGAAGCUGGAGCAGAAUUGCAGACAGCUGGAAAAGGUGUUCUGCCUCAUGAUGCCUUGGCUUGAGUCCAUGAUCCAUUGGCUCCCACAACCCAAUACUGUCCCUGAGUAUGUCUCAAAAUCCAUCGACUGGGACUCUCUGCCUCAAGAACUCCCCAACCUGACCAGCCUUCUAUACUGGCCUCCAACUGGUGGAGACAGGGAUGAUUUUUUGGCCUCUACCAGCCCCAGAACCAGCACAUACUACUUGAAGGGUCCAGCCCAUACCACCUUUCCUCUGGGAAGUAACUUAGAGGCCAUCCUUGUGGCUAGGGAUCACCGGGGUAGACCUAAAGUUCACGGUGGAGAUCUAUUUCGGGCACAGCUGCUGGGCCCAGAAUUGAGAGCAGGAGUCCCAGGGGAGGUGAAGGAUCUGGAGAAUGGCACUUACAUCUUGUCCUUCCCCCUGCUCUGGGCUGGAUGGGCCCAGGUGCAAGUGCGGCUGAUCCACUCCAGUGAGGCAGUUGGGGUCCUGCAAAGAGUCUGGAGAGAAAAACGAGCCACUGUUGAUUUUAGAGGGUAUUUCCGAGGAACAGAUGGCCCUCUAGAGACUGUCAUCUGUAACGUGGACCCCCAGUCAACUGGAGCCAAAGGGCCUACCUGCCAGUACAAGGAUGUGGUUUCUGGAGAGAUCUGGUUCUGUGCUCAACCCUCUACUUUGCCCUGCAAUGCUCUAGUGGGUCACUCACAUGGAAGUUAUCUGAAGGUGACCACGUCACAUGAUGAAGACCUGCUGGCUGGGAAUGUGACUGACCAGAAACUCCCUUCAGGUGUUCCUCCAAUCCUGGUCCUACCAGCCGCCCAGGGGAACAUGAGUAAGAUGGCCUNGCCCUCAAGGCCUCCAUGCCGCCCGGGCCACCCGUCUCCAAAACCCUCUGGCUUCUACCACCAAGACAGAUGGCACUCAACAUUCUGUUCUAGCCNCUCUUUCCCCACUGUGGACAGCAUCCUGAACUGCCUGGCUGGCCGCAUUGUCUACAUGAUAGGGGAUUCCACNCUUCGGCAGUGGUGGGAGUAUCUGCGAGACACAGUGCCCUCUCUGAAGCCAGUUGAUCUACAUGUCACUUAUCAGGUAGGUCCCCUGAUGGCCGUGGAGACAACUCGGGGGAUAGUGUUGCACUGGAGGGCCCACGGCUGGCCCCUGCGUUCUCUCCGCACCCCAGUGGCCUCCCUGCACUCUGUGGCCAGAGAACUACAUGGCCUGGCUGGGGGACCCUACACAGUGGUGGUGCUGGGCAUGGGAGCCCACUUUACCACUUUCCCUCCCUCCAUCUUUGCCCGAAGACUGGUAGGGAUUCGGGCAGCUGUGAAGACCCUGUUGAACCAGGAACCCAGUACUCUGGUCAUCAUCAAACUGGCCAAUACUGGCUACAAAUCCGUGUAUGGCAGUGACUGGCUCACACUCCAGGUGAACCGCUUGCUCCGAGCUGCCUUUGUUGGUCUCCGAGUGGCCUUUGUGGAUGCAUGGGAAAUGACCUCCACCUUGGAUGUGCCAGACAACAUCCAUCCAAGGAAGCUGAUUGUCCGCAAUGAAGUGGAAUUAUUUCUGUCUUUCAUCUGUUCCACCUGAGUGCUUCUGAGGGAUCUGAGGCUGAAUGGAUGGAGAGCCUGGGUAUUGCCACCAAAAAAAAAAAAAAAAAAAAAAGGACUCCCAACGACUGAAGCUGAAGCUACCCCUGGCUCACCCACUACGACACUUGGUUCCAUAUUUUAUACUUCUCUCUAUGCACCACAUGGACAAUCUAGUUUUAUAUUAGGAGACUAUGUUUUGCAUAUAUGUACAUGUGUCCAUUCCCAUGUGCACACAGAGGCCAGAGUAGAUCUUAGGGCAUCCUGUUCUAUCAUUGUCUUCUUUGUUCUUUGAGAAAGGGUCUCUCGACUCUAGACCUAGGCUGGCAGCCAGGAAGUUUCGAACAUCCUUCUUCUUUGUGUCCACAGUUCUGGGGUUACAGGCACAAAGUUCAUAUCAGAUCUUUAAAUGUGGUGCUGGGAACUCAAACCCUCAUGUUUACACCCUUACCCACUGAACUAUCUCCCAAACCCCUCUCUUGAAUUUUUUUAAAGACAGUUUUUAGCUGGGUGGUGGAGCCACAUACCCCCAAUCCCAGCACUUGGGAGGCAGAGGCAGAAGUAGCUCUGAAAGUUUCUGCCUGGUCCACAGAGUGAGUUCCAAGACAGCCAGGGCUACACAGAGAAAUGCUGCUUUGAAAAACCAGCCUACUGCACCAGCUGAUGUGAGGCUCCUAACACACAUACAGCAGAGCACUGCCAGGUCUGGGUUGUCGGAGACCCUCAAGAGACUGGAGGCCCCAGGGAGUGGAGAGGUUUGGUGGGGUAGGGGUGGGGAGGUGGGGACAUCCUUGUGGAGACAGGGGGUGGGGAGGAGGUAUGGGAUGGGGAACAGUCAGAGGGUGGACCAGGAGGGGUAUAAAAUCUGGAGUGUAAAAAAAAAAAGAUAAAAUUUAAAAAAUCGGAUUCUGUUUAUGAAAAAAAGAAAAACCAGAAUGGAAAAAGUAGAAUAGAGAGCAUCCUAGGUCAAGAGAGACAAACAGAACCCCUCCCCCUGGCCCAGGGAACUGCUAGUAUCUGUUAGUCUAAGUACCUCUCAUCAAGCUAAAUGCUUAGAUUCAAAAUAAGUAAAUUACUGGGGCUAGAGAGCUGGAUCCAUGGUUUUCAGAGAACAUAGGUUUGAUUCCCAGCAAUAUUGUGACGGCUCACAACAAUCUGUAACUCCAAUUACAGAGAAGCUAAUCCCUUCUUCCUACCUCCAGGCCUUGCAUACAGGAGGAGCACAUAAAUACACACAAAAUGUGCAUGCACAUACAGUCAAGUUAAUAGAUCCAUUUUCCCCCGAAUUACCCAUGUUCACGCUUGCCUGCAGACAUGGAGGCUGAAGAGAUGGCUUGGUGCUGUGAGUGUCUGCUGCUCUUGCAGAGUUCUCCAGUUAGAUGAGUAGCUUACAACUCCCUGUAACUCUUGUUCCCAUGGAAACAAUGACCUCUUCUGGCCAUCACGGGCACCUGCACGCAGGUGGCAUAUACUCACACAGAGACACAAAGCCACACAA
Molecule: messenger RNA, 3349 nt
Organism: Mus pahari (shrew mouse)
Lineage: Eukaryota; Metazoa; Chordata; Mammalia; Rodentia; Muridae
Product: NXPE family member 3-like
Exons: 6
Coding region: 164-1852 (562 amino acids)
Source: RefSeq, a predicted model, not a curated record